Molecule: messenger RNA, 2018 nt
Organism: Populus trichocarpa (black cottonwood)
Lineage: Eukaryota; Viridiplantae; Streptophyta; Magnoliopsida; Malpighiales; Salicaceae
Product: beta-hexosaminidase 2
Exons: 2
Coding region: 117-1865 (582 amino acids)
Biological process (GO): glycosaminoglycan metabolic process; carbohydrate metabolic process
Cellular component (GO): membrane
Molecular function (GO): beta-N-acetylhexosaminidase activity
Source: RefSeq, a predicted model, not a curated record
ACCAGCAAAAGACUCCUGUUUUUUUGGCUAGCUACUUCUUUCGCUAUAUAUACAUGUACCUGUAGCUUGCUCUUCCAUGGAUUGACUGUUUCCUUAACCAAUCCAAUUUAGCAAGCAUGACGAGUAACUUGGUAAUAAGCAGCCGCUGUUCCUUAUUCUUAACGUUGUUUUACUUGCUGGUUAGUGCCUCCCUUACAGCAACAUCAGCUCAAUGGGUAUGGCCGAAGCCAAGAACCCUGUCUUGGCCGAUCCCACUCGCCACUAUUCUCUCCCCAAACUUCACUAUCUCCUCCCCCUACCACCAACAUCUCUCCCCUGCAGUCAACCGUUACCGCCUCCAAAUCCUCACGGAGCACCACCGCCCUCUCGUUCCUCCCCCAGUCAACCUCUCCAACUCGUCCCCUCCUUUGCAGGCCCUGACCAUCACUGUCAAAGACCUCUCCGCCCCACUCCAACACUCCGUUGACGAGUCCUACGCCCUUGCCAUCCCCACUGCUAGCUCCACCGCCAAUCUGACGGCCGAGACUGUAUGGGGCGCCAUGAGGGGUCUGGAGACGUUUUCUCAACUGGUCUGGGGAUUGAAACCAUUGCUUGUUCCUGUUGGGCUCGACGUGUGGGACUCGCCUCUGUUUGAGCAUAGAGGGAUCAUGUUGGAUACCUCUAGGAAUUACUACCCAGUGGAUGACAUUUUGAGGACCAUCAAAGCCAUGAGUGCUAAUAAGCUCAACGUUUUCCAUUGGCACAUUACCGAUUCUCACUCUUUUCCUUUAGUGCUUCCAUCCGAGCCUGCUCUUGCUGACAAAGGGUCUUAUGGGAAUGACAUGCUCUACUCUCCAGCUGAUGUUGCAACAAUUGUUCGGUUUGGUUUGGAGCAUGGCGUCAGGGUUCUACCGGAAAUUGAUUCUCCAGCACAUACAGGAUCGUGGGCUGAAGCCUAUCCAGAUAUCGUGACUUGCGCAAACAUGUUCUGGUGGCCGGCUGAAAGCGAAUGGGCUGACCGGCUCGCAUCAGAACCAGGAACUGGCCAGCUAAAUCCUUUGAACCCAAAUACCUACCAAGUUCUAAAAAAUGUGAUUGGUGAUGCAGUUGCCUUGUUUCCUGAACCGUUUUUCCAUGCUGGAGGUGAUGAGAUCAUCCCAGGCUGUUGGAAAGCUGACCCGGCCAUUCAGUCCUUCCUAUCCAAAAAUGGAACUCUCAGUCAACUCCUUGAGAAAUUUGUGAACUCAACCUUCCCUUACAUUGUGUCCCUCAAUCGCACGGUGGUUUACUGGGAAGAUAUUUUGUUGGAUGCCAAUGUCAAGGUGGGCCCUUCAUUUCUUCCACCUGAGCAUACCAUCCUACAGACAUGGAAUAACGGUCCCAACAACACGAAACUGAUUGUUUCUUCUGGUUACAGAGCUAUUGUCUCAUCCUCAGAGUUUUAUUAUUUGGAUUGUGGCCAUGGCGAUUUUCCUGGGAAUGACAGCCAAUAUGAUCCACCACCAACAAGUGGUGACAGUGGCAAUGGUGGAUCAUGGUGUGGACCUUUCAAAACAUGGCAAACUAUAUAUAACUAUGACAUAGCAUAUGGAUUGACUCCGGAGGAGACCAAAUUGGUGCUAGGGGGUGAAGUAGCAUUAUGGUCAGAGCAAGCAGACCCAACAGUUUUGGACGUGCGGAUUUGGCCAAGAGCUUCAGCAAUGGCUGAGACUUUAUGGUCAGGGAACAGGGAUGAGUCAGGAAAGAAGAGAUAUGCAGAGGCAAUGGAUCGUUUAAACGACUGGAGACAUAGAAUGGUCAACAAAGGAAUCAGAGCUGAACCACUUCAGCCUCUCUGGUGCAUCAAGAACCCUGGCAUGUGCAACACAGUUCAUCCAAGUGAUUAGAUAAGUGUGGGAUUUUUGUUGACCUUGUAAUUUUCUGAAACUGAAUGUCCAAAUCGAUAUCCAUUUCUGCUAUCAGAACAUAGAUAUGCUGGAUAUGGAUUUGUGUGUAAACUUAUUUAAGAGUUACCGUAAUAAAAUUUAUUUUGAAUUGAA